CUCACGCUGCGGGAGCCCCUGAUUGGUUGGUGCUCCCGGGAGAGGGCGUGACUUGCGAGGUGGCGUAGAAAUCGGCCAUAGUGGAGGCGGCGGCGGAGGCCGAAGCUCCGUAGUCGGCGGAGGGAGGGAGCGAGCAAGAGCCCGGCCAUGGCGUACGGCGGUCUCGCGGUGCCCAUCACCGUCAUGAGCGUGUUCUGGGCGGUGGUCGGCGGCGUCGUGCCGUGGUUUGUGCCCAAGGGGCCUAACCGGGGGUAAGUGCCCGGAGGCUUCGGGGACGGGGGACGUUCUCAGCAAGGGAGACCGGUGGCGGGCGGCCCUUUUCGAGGAGGCCUGGCUGCCCCAACCGGCCGCCCGUGGGAGCUUGAAGUGCUCUGGCUACACCUCCGUCUGCCUAACUAAAGCCGUUUUCCUGGCCUGGGAGGGGAGCAAACGCGGUUUUUUCACAGUUCGCAGUUUUACACGGCCUGUUGUUCCACGUUCUCGGAGGAUGCGGCGCAGUGAGCAACUGCCGUCGCGCAACCCCAGUUGCGGCCUUCCUCGCUUUCUCCCUUGUGCCUCCUCUUCCUGUUCCUUUUUGUUUUCUCUCCCACCUCCACCCCGCUUCCCGUAGCAGCGCCGGCCCUGCCAGCCUUUCUGGGAGCUUCUGUGGCACUUCGUGAGUGGCAGGUGUCAAUUCAGAAGUAGCUACACCUGCGAAGCGGCUGGAGUGCCCUUGGGAUUUCCCAGCGUCGAUCCCCUUUUGUUUUAGUACCCAUCCCGUGUUAAGUUAACCUGUUUCAAAUGAAGCAGCCCCCGAGUCAAAUGCACUGUUUUGCGUUAUCUCUUGAAACGGAAUAUUGUUUGGGAUAUUCUGGGAAUAGCUGCUUUGUAAAAGAGGGGUCAGAUGUCACAGUCAUUUUCACAACCAUGUCGCAGUCUUGUGACAAUUUAUCUUUUCCGUCUGCUGUGUGUAACUCUUUCCCCUAAUUCGAGGACUAUGAGGUGGAUAAGCUAGUUCCGUUUGUAAUUAAUCCAUUAACCAAACUGCUGAAUUCCUAACUGCAUUCUGGUUGUUCAUCCUGGAGGUUUUCUUUGUGAUUUGAAAUAAGAUUUUCCUAUUGAACCACAUUUUCCUCUCUGAUAACUUCCUCUUCCAGUGCAAUUGAGGAUUUUCUUUCUUUCUACAUUUCCAUUACUGGUGCUGAAUGUCCAGCUAGGAUUACCAGCAACAGUACUAGUUUAUUUCUUUGAAAUGUAUGAAUAGUUUUUCAGCAAAAACCUACAAAACAGUGAAUGAUAACAUAUGGGGCAGGGAGGCAGUUAGACCUAAGAGAGAGCGGCACAAUAACACCCAAUUAGCAGUAGGUGUCUUGACAUCUAAGUUGCAUUAUGAGUCGGGUUUAAGAAGUGGGCCUGAACAGUGUUUGUGUUUCUGGCAUAAGCCAUAAUUGAUGCUAAGAUUGAAAUUAGCUUCCAUAGCUAGAGAUUGUCAACGUUUUCCUUUCUAAACAGGAAAAAUCAAUUGUGUGGCCUGCAUUUCUGAAAACACUUUCCCACUCAAUGUUCCCGGCUUUACGACAUUUAUUGAGGCAGGGGGAUUUCCUCCCCACAUACUUAACAAGCUUGAAAUGAUUUUUUCACUGCAUUCUCUUUGUCUUGAAUUAGUGAUUCAACCAUAUAAUGAAAUGUGAGCAAAACUAAGUGCAGCUCAGCUCAGUGCUGCAUUAUAAUAAUAAUAAUAAUAAUUAUUAUUAUUAUUAUUAUUAUUAUUUAUACCCCGCCCAUCUGGCUGGGCCUCCCCAGCCACUCUGGGCGGCUUCCAUAGAAACCAAUACAGUAAAAUAUCACACGUUAAAAACUUCCCUGAACAGGGCUGCCUUAAGAUGUCUUCUGAAUGUCAGGUAGUUGUUUAUCGCUUUGACAUCUGCUGGAAGGGCGUUCCACAGGGUGGGCGCCACUACCGAGAAGGCCCUCUGCCUGGUUCCCUGUAGCUUUGCUUCUCGCAAUGAGGGAACCGCCAGAAGGCCCUCGGCGCUGGACCUCAGCGUCCGGGCAGAGCGAUGGGGAUGGAGACGCUCCUUCAGGUAUACUGAACCUUAUGCUUUUAAGGUGUUGGUUAGAUACACCAGAGUAAAAAGUGUUCCCUUUUAAUACAUAUCCCAUGUUCGCUACCUAGGCAAGAGGCCUAGGCAGUAGUAUCCAAGCACCCAACUUGUGAUAUCUAUUUUGAAUUUAUAUUUAUUCAUGCAAAGGUUUCAUCUCCUGUCCUGAUUUGAAGACCUACUUCUCUUAGUGGUCUAUAUUGUUUUUAGCAUUGGUACUAACAGCCUCUUACUUUGCAAACAGGGUGCUCUAAAUCCUUGGUGGGUCAGAAUCUAGCCCUGGUGGGUUGAGGACAGGACAACAGACUUGGGUGCAAAUAUUUUGACAGAUGGUGCUUUAGGAUUAUAUUUAUUAAAAUAUUUAUGGCCUGCCUUAUAUGCAUUGAUCUCAGGGCAUGAUACGCAAUGCAUUUAAAACAAUCAUUCAGUUAUAUAGGUUCAAAAUAUGUUGCUUAAAAUAGGAGAGAGGAAAAAAUUAAACCCAAGUUUCUUAUGGUGCUCAUUAAUCUUACAUGAUACUGAAUUUCACAACUGGGAUCAUGGAGUAAGCAGAACCUUGAGAAUUGAUUCUAAACAAUUAUAUGUGUUAUCUGAAACUACAGCUGUGGGGUAGCUUUAAUUUACUGCGAGUACUGUAAUGACCAAGAGACUUGAGUUGUGAACCUAGAAAUCACUAGUUCAGGUAUUACCUUGAACUUACUAGAUGGCACCUAGCAAUCUACCGUCUCUCAGUCCCCCCACUCCCCCAUCUUCAAUGUAGGGAGAGUCCUGACCUACCUGACAUGGUGGUUGUGAGGAUUCCUGAUAUGAAAAUAAUCUUGGUAUGUAUGAAGCACCUUAGAAUCUUCAAGUAUUAUUAUUGUUAUUGCAAUAGAUUUACAUUGAAUCAUCCUCUGUCUGCAUGUGUAAAAAACUGAGAAACUAUUCAGCUGUGUUUCUUUUCUUUUGUCCAAAGAAAGUCUAAAUAUUGCUUCCAUUUUGUCAACCAUUUCUUUCUUCCCCCUCUUUCUACAGUGUUAUUAACACAAUGUUGGUGACAUGUGCUGUCUGCUGCUACCUCUUGUAAGUAUCCAUUUUUCUCCUUUCAGUCCAGAUGUAGCCAAAUCUUUGAUAGCACAAAACUACAAUGCCUUUUUUAUUUUAGUAACCUGGCUGGGUGUCUGAUGUGAUUGGCUGAUUUGCAAAAAUAUGAACAUACUAUGUAGGAUAAAGAACUUUAUAUAGUUCUCUGAUGUAAAUCAAUUGUUAGUUCUUAACCAGGGUAUCAUAAAUGAUGGGAACAUUAAGUUUUCUAUAAUAGAGUUGACUGUACAUGAGUCUUUUGGGAUGCAGAAAUUGAAGUCCUAUCACCCUUCUGAUUUCUGUGCUGUUUAAUACUUAAUAGUUGUGCUUCCUCCUUUUCUAGAAAAUUUGUUUAAACCAUUUCUGCUUCCUGUAUUUCUGCUUUAAAAUGACUUUUCAGAAUAUUGCUAAAACAGUAAACCAUAACAAAAUUUUCAGCCUAGUUUUACCAGCUGACAGGCUCCUAGUUCAGCAAUGCAACUUAUCCACAUGGGAGUAAACUGAUCUUCUGUACUAACAGGAAGCUAGUCAGCUAGAAUACCAUUGUGUAGUGCUAGUUUAAUCUGAAGAAUUUGCCUCUGCUUUUGCUUACACAAAGUCUAGAUUGAUCAUCUUGCAGUGUUUACAGUCAGCAUGCUUCCAUCAAGAACUGCCUUGCUUUAGUAUAGGCCUGUUUGUGUUUGGUUUAGUGCUAGGGCAAGCAAGUUUUGUGCAAGUACAUCCUGCUUGUUUAUGGUUCAACAAACCCAAAGACUCAUGGAUGUGAAGCUGUGACCUGGCUAACUUAAAAAUGCAUCACACCAGGAUGUCUUUGUUUUUCCUUUGCUUUUAUUCAAAGCACAAAUAUAGAUGCAUGUAGGCAGUAAAAAGUUCUGACUACUUAAGGUUAGUCACUUACAGGCAUGGACGUUUUCUCUUUUUUGCUAAGCAGGUAGAUCAAAAAGCUAUUUUAUCCCAAAAUUCCUUGCUAUGAUUAAACAUCCUGUCAAAUACAUGACUUUGACAAUACUUUCUGCAUGGACAUCCAGCCAUAAAGAGUUCUAGAAAGCAGUUGUCGUGGUGGUAUGUUGUCUGGGAAAGAAGGAAGAAGGGGUUGUUACUAAACCAGGAAAAAGGUGGGUAAACACAUAGACCUGGUGUCAGCACCCAAUAUAGUGAAGCGUUUGCUGGGGCCUAAGCCAUCACAGCAAAGCUGUUGCUUUGCCCUCCCCCUCCUCAGCUCCUCCUACCACCUGGGCCUUAGGCAGCAGUGAUUCCACAGUGGAGAACCUCUCCUUCUGCUUGUUAACUUGUUGUGAGCUGGUGGCUUUGGCAGCAGCCAUGACACUAUAGUAGACUACAGUAGAGCUUGUAGAACUGUAGUAGAGCUUGCCUCCUGGCCUAUUACAGAGCUAUUGCCAUGGGAGUGAAUAGUAUUGCUCAUGGAGAGGAGCUGGUGGCUGCCCCUUAACCAUGUGCUCUCAAGGAAACUUGCCUGGCAGUGCCAGGUAAGCUGGCAGCUGCAGCACUUCUGCCACCUGGGGUCCCAAGUGACAGCACAUAAGCCUCCCUAAGGACCCCCCCCCCACCAGCCCAAAAAAGUGGAGCUAGGAUUCAGUACAUAGCAAAUACAGCAGUCAGAACUAGCUAUGGGGUACAACUGUGUAAGUGAUACUAAAAUUUCAGAAUACCUGACUCAGAUAGUAUCAUGAGACUACCAACAUCUUAACCCACAUGAGAGCUUCCUGUGUUGUUGGGAUCAAGGGCUGAGUGCUGACCUUGCAGUACAGAAGCUAUACAGUUCCUAGAUCCCUGGGAAGAGGGAAGAAUAAUAGUUAUUUAUACAUACAUACAUACCCCACCCAUCUGGCUGGGUUUCCCCAGCCACUCUGGUUGGCUUCCAACAGAAUAUUAAAAACAUGAUAAAACAUCAAACAUUAAAAACUUCCCUAAACAGGACUGCCUUCAGAUGUCUUCUAAAAGUCAGAUAGUUGUUUAUUUCCUUGACAUCUGAUGGGAGGGCAUUCCACAGGGCGGGUGCCACUGCCGAGAAGGUAGUGUUGUACCACUCUGAGGAAUGUAGCUCUGAGGUGACUAGAGGUCUCCUAACAGCUCCCUGCGCCCUUAAGAAACUAGUUUCCAAUACAGUGGUACCUCGGUUUACGGCCAGUCCAAUUUACGAAUUUUUCGGUUUACGAACUCUGCAAACCCGGAAAGAGUGUCCUGGUUUGCGAACUUUUCCUCUGUCUGUGACCGGAAUCCGAACGAUGGAAGGGCACCGGCAGCGGGAGGCCUCAUUGGGGAAAGUGCAAUUCGGUUUACGACCGGUUUCAGUUUACAACUGAACGGAUUAAGGUCGUAAACCAAGGUACCACUGUACAAUACUUUACAAGUGUGGGCGGGGCCUAAGUGUCAUGGUGCACAGGGCUUUUUGCAAUAUUCCCUUUGUGUAAAUAGGGUCAUCUUUACAAAAAACAAGAAAGAAUCCAGGUCUACAAAGCUACAAUAUAGUACCUGUAGCUCUGUGGAACUAGUUUUUUCUUUUCUUUUUAAAAACUGUUUAUAGGAUUAAGGUGAAAAGUAAGAGGUUUGAGGAAAAAACAAGAUGGGAUGGAGAUAAGGAGUCAAGGGAGGAACACUGAGAUCCUUUUGAGCGAACUCCUUUUUUAAAUCUUUUUCUUCCCCACCCAUCCAUGUGUUUUCUUUAUGAAUCUGAUACCAGCUAAAUCAAUACCACUAUGUAUGUGGUGGGAACAGCUUGGUGCUCAUAUAUAGCUUCAGGGUAAUUUUCCACAGUUGUAAAAACAUACGAGGGCUGCCCAUUGCACUUCCAUGGCUUGGUACAAAUUUAUCAUAGGCUUUGAUAAACAGUGUCCGCAUUCACAACACCAAGUGAGAAAAUAGCAUAUUGCAAUGUGGGACAUGAUUACAGCUGGACUUCCAUGGGAGUGGCUUUGGGCUUAGUUUGCAUUUUCACAGAGCCCCACUUAAGAGUAAGCACUGCUGCUUGCUGAGAGGUGACCAUGUUGCAUACACUUUCAAGGAAUAAAAAUCAAAACCACUAGAAUGCCUAUAUUGCGCAAAUCUAAUUGAAAAAACACAUAAACGUAAUAGGCUGUAUAAUAACAAUUGUAAAGUUAUUUAACUACUUCUCAAAAUUAGAUACAGCUUCUCAUAAUGUCAAAAUCAACAUCGUGACAUAACAUACUAAAAUGUAGCUUAUUCAGUUGACCACCGAGUCCACAGAGUUUUUUUACACUUUCAAGGAAACAAUGACUAGCUCUAUCUUCCUCCUCCUUGGAACCUAAGCUAGAUUAAAUGCUAUUAUAACCGCCUUCAAUAGCCACCAUGGGCUACAUAUGUGAAUGGCAGUACAACAAAUGGAUCUUGUCAUCUGACAUUCCAAACAUAACUUCUUCUUGUUUUUAAAAUAGUACUGCACUGCUCAAACAAACCCUGUAUCAGUCAUUAUAUGUUUUGAUUCAAUAAGAAGAAGAAGAAGAGUUUGGAUUUGAUAUCCCGCCUUUCACUCCCCUUCAGGAGUCUCAAAGCGGCUAACAUUCUCCUUUCCCUUCCUCCCCCACAACAAACACUCUGUGAGGUGAGUGGGGCUGAGAGACUUCAGAGAAGCGUGACUGGCCCAAGGUCACCCAGCAGCUGCAUGUGGAGGAGCGGAGACGCGAACCCGGUUCCCCAGAUUACGUGACUACCGCUCUUAACCACUACACCACACUGGCUCUCCAGUGUAAGGAGUGUAGGGCGAGGACAUAAAUGGGCCCUGGUCAACCGUUUUAAUUAUCUUCUGUAAAUCUAAAAAUUACAGCAUGCAAUGAUGCAGAAAGGUGUCUUCUCAAUAGAGUAGAAGGAAGGGAAGCUCCAUAUAUAAAGCUUCUGUUGAUAUCUAGGCUUCCUUUUGACUUGGGCCUCCCUUGUCCUUGUGAACAAUCAGAAUUGGUGAAGGUGACAUCAGUAUGGUGCAGAAUUCCUAAGUUGUAGAGCCAGAUAAGCUGGCCCUGCCUAACAGUGGAAGUUCAGCGGUUCUUCCUCUGCUUCCCAAGCAAGAGCAGUACAUCUUCUCCUUCACCUCUUUAGCUAUGUAUUUCAGCUCAGUUUCUGCACAUCUAUUCUGUAGGUUAACACCAAAUGCUAAUCCUUAUUUUCAAGGGAGAUUUAGAAUGCAAUUAUGUUAACUGAUUUUCUCCCCCAAAUAAUUAUGUGUGGCUACUAUUUCAUAAUAAAAUCUCCACUUCCCCCAUGAUUUAAAUAUUUCUACUAUUUUGGAACAGGUGGGAAGCGUGGCAUCCAAAAUCAAUGGUAAUUGUGAAUGGCAGUGCUUUUGGCAACACUGAGAUGUUACUAAUGUAGCAUAUGCAUUUUGCAUAUGUCUUCGUUGCUACUGUUGUAAUAGUUUUUUUCAUUACAUAUCCUUCAUAUGUAUUGAUGGGCAAAAUGUUUUAUGGCAGUCUUGGCAAAGAGCACAACUUUGUGGUUCUCUCAUUCGUCAGUUCUUGGGACCUCUUCCCAUCAAAGAUAAAACAAAGUCUGAAUCUGGGUGCUGAUCAUUAAGGCUGCCUUGUAAUUUCUGUCUUGAGUAAUUUUCUGGCAAGAUUGCUUUUGAAAAUGAAACGGCAUUCACUUUCUACCUGGUAGCACAGCUCUGGGUAGGUGAAUUCUGUAUUCAGAGUGCACUUGUACAGUGGUGCCUCGCAAGACGAAAUUAAUCCGUUCCGUGAGUCUCUUCGUCUUGCGGUUUUUUCGUCUUGCGAAGCACGGCUAUUAGCGGCUAUUAACGGCUUAGCGGCUUUAAGAAAAAGGAAACAAACUCACAAGAACUCGCAAGACGUUUCGUCUUGCGAAGCAAGCCCAUAGGGAAAUUCGUCUUGCGGAACGACUCAAAAAACGGAAAACCCUUUCAUCUAGCGAGUUUUUCGUCUUGCGAGGCAUUCGUCUUGCGGGGCACCACUGUAACUUGUUUGCUUUCAUCAUGUAUACAGUGGUACCUCGGGUUACAUACGCUUCAGGUUACAGACGCUUCAGGUUACAGACUCUGCUAACCCAGAAAUAGUACCUCGGGUUAAGAACUUUGCUUCAGGAUGAGAACAGAAAUCGUGCUCUGGCGGCACGGCAGCAACGGGAGGCCCCAUUAGCUAAAGUGGUGCUUCAGGUUAAGAACAGCUUCAUGUUAAGAACGGACCUCCGGAACAAAUUAAGUACUUAACCUGAGGUACCACUGUACUAGAAAUGGGAUGCAAAAUCUGUAUCCCCUUUGGAUGUGGUUGGACUACAACUCCCAUUGUCCCUGACAGCUUGUUGGGGCUGAUGAGAGCUGGAGUCCAGCAACAUCUGGAGAGCCAUAUGUUAACUACUCUGUACUAGAUAACGGUGAGGAUACCAUUGGAAAAUAUUGUAAUGGGCUUACCUGAAAUCUGCAGGAAUCAGUACUACUGUGGCCCGAAACUGCCCUAUGCUUGCUGCACAAAACAUCCCUUUUUGGAUUAGGCAUGACUAACUUGCAUGCUGGGGAGUGUCUUAACCUCCACCAGGAAAGAAGCUGUGGCUAAGGUUUGUGGGAGCUCCAUUAUUAAUCUGGAAACAGGAUAGAUUGCCUCUUGGUAACAUGAUAGAAUACAUAUAGUAGCUGUACAGAUUGCCCUGUUUUGUGUUUGUUUUCUGCUGUUAUAGUACCUUAUUUUUUGAUUUUCAAAAUUUGGGGCAAUUUGGGUUGUGUCGAACUAAGUCGUACUCAGAGUGGACUCAUUCAAAUUAAUGAACCUAAGUUAGUCAUGCCUAUUAACUUCAGUUGGUCCACUCUGCGUAAGACUAGCAUUGGAUACAACCCUUUGUAAUAACUUAUCAAAAAUAAAUCUGAUUAUCAUUUGAAAAGGCCAAAUAUCAGGCACCACAAGGAGAGUUUAUUUCAACCUAUGGCAUCCUGAUAAACCUAUAGGAGCAUAUGUGUUCUUUCUGUUUUCAAAAUGUCUACUUUCAGGGAACCCUUUUCACAUUGACAUGCCUGUCACAGAACCUUGUCUGUAACUGAGAAUACGUUCCAUACACCAUUGGAGCAGGAAACUAACUGGCUGUGCUUUCUGGUCUUUGCUGUUACCCCUUGAGAACUGAGCAUGUGCCAUAGAAUGCCUUCAUAACUGUUUGUGGGUGUACACUGUGGAGGAAGAUUGGUAACAGCAGAGAAGCUGCCUUUCAGAAAAUCUUCUGCCCUUUGUUGAUUGCUUCUGAAGAACCCCAUGGGUUCUCUGGGACACAGUGUGAAAAGUGCUGACCUAUAGCACGCUCUAAGCAGAGCAAACAGUAAGCAAACAAGCAAAGAUGUAUGCUGGUUAUAUAAAGAGAAAGAGACAGUGUAUAAUAUACACACUGCAACGUAACUAUUUGAUAUGGGUUAAGCUUCCUUCUGGUCACAAAUAUGUCAGUUGGGACUCCAAACAUGAGUAAUCAUAUCUGUAGAAUAAUGGGCGGAUAGCUCAGUUGGUUAGAGUGUGGUGCUCAUAAUGCCAAGGUUGCAGGUUCAAACCCUGUAUAGGACAGCUGCAGUAUUCCUGCAUUGCAGAGGGUUAGACUAGAUGGUACUCAGGAUCCCUUCCAACUCUACAAUUCUGUGAUUACAUGAUUUCAAGGGAAACUACUGGGAUCAAAGAGGAUGUCAUCCUAUAUCUGUAGCAAUCCAUGAUGAAAAUGCUAGAUUUUGCCAGGAGUCCUGUUAGUAAUCAGUGUUGAAAGUGUGCAUUCAUUUUGCUGUGGCUGUUUAAUCUGUAAAAUUAAGAGCAGUACUGAAAUUUGACCAAUGAACUCUGAAUAGGAUUAAUCCUGUAUUGCUUGUCUCUGUCUGCUAUGGCUUUUCCUUCCCUCUCCCAGCUGACCUGCGUUUCAUUCUCUGGUCGAAGCAUCCAGGUUUGUGUGGAAUUUUCCAUGACUGCCUAAGCACUCUGCAUCUGUAGCAGCUCACAUUACAAAGCCGCUUUGCUCUUCCUCCUCCUUCUAUAGCAUUCUAGAAUUAGCAGUUAGAUGUGCCUGUGUGUUCACAAAAUGUUUUGUGCACUGAACAUUUAGCUACACAGUAGCGUUGUACAAAUUAAAGAGAUUCUUAAGCCCUUUCUUAUUUGCCGUUGUUAACAUACCAAAUAUGUAACCCAGAAAUAAAUGUGUUGCAGUUUUCUAAGUGUUUUUCGUGCUACAAAAUGUAUUGUGUCCUACUGGGGCAUUGAGUCCUCCUGCUUCGCUAAUAUGGUCACUGCUCUGAGAAGUAUGCAUUUUGUUCUAUAGCCAUUGCUAGUAGCUUCACAAACUCUUAAAAGACAUUCUGUGUUAGGUUGUCAUAAAAGAUAUAUGGGUAGAAGACUUAAGCUUUUAUAAGUAUAACAUUGAUGCAAAAAUCCCCUGACGCUUGUCUCCUGCUCCUAAUGUAUGUCCACUAGCAAUGUCAAUGUCUAAACAAGACACACCAACCCUGUGAAACUACAAUUAGAGCAAGAGAAAUGAUGGGUCUGACAAAUAGGGCUGCCGAGUGACUGUAUUUUUAGGUUGCCCUUUAAUAUUGGAAGAAACCAGUCAGACCUGCAACAAAAUGUUACCCUUUGGAGUGUUCAUGUUCAGUCAGUCGUGCCCUUCUCCAUACUUAAUUCCAUUACUCCUCACAUCCAGUUUUCCAAUUGCCUCUUGUCAUUCAGCAUUCUGUGUUCAGCAUGCUCUGUUCUUAUUAGGUUGUUUUACCGGGUUGCAAACCUUCUGGUUUAUCCAGGCCUGCUCAUAUGCCCCUUUUAUGUGUGGAAGGUGCCUUUGGCUACAUAAACAGCACUCACCUCUGAACAUGAGAACUAGAGGGAACCAGUAGGUCCCGGCAUCAAAAUGUGGAGUGCUUGUUUAAGGUUCAAGUCUCUCCACUCCAUCCCGUCCCUCCGCCUGGCUUUCUGUCUUGUCUCCCCCAACAGUCAGUCAGCAUUCUUUGCCCACAAAGCUGUCCUCAUUGGACUGGUUUUUCUUCCUCGAGGUGUAGUGAACACUCUGGUGCACAGCCCCAGCUACAUAGAAAUCUUGGAUGUCUCCUUUGAUUUCUAUGAGUAGCUUUCUGUUCCAUCACUGGGAAAAUUUAAAAAAAUAACUUCUCAGAGUGAUCCUGGAAAUUGCCUAUCUAGACAAAGAGGUGGUUCUAUCCCUUUUAUGUUUUUAUAUUGCUGACUGUACACUACCACAAUAUUUUAUGAAGGGGUGGUAUAGAAAUAAUCUUCAGGGGUACCCCUAAUUUGCUGAUACCUCCCACUUAGUGUGGGUAGUGUGGUUCUGGUUGCAUAAGUGUGAGCACUACCAGACUUGAAAUCAUAAUUCGUAUGUAGAUCAGCCUUCCUCCAUUUGUUUUCUUUAUUACAGUUCUCAUCGUUCCUGACCAUUGGCCAUGCUGGCUGGGGCUGAUGGGAGUUGCAAAACAUAUGGAGGAGCCCUAGGUUGGGGGAGGCUGAUAGAAAUGAUGCUGAUACAUAUUGAACUUCCUGGGUGAUGGCAUGAGUUAGAACACUUUUUUAAACAGUGAAAAUGGAAGAGAAGCUGCCUAGUUAAAACAUGAGAAUUACUUGAAAUGAAGUAGGGCAAUACACUUUGAUUUAUGGGCAGUUGCUCAAACUUUUAUGGGUAUCUUAUUUUCAAAGUUUAAUUUUGGUAACAUUUUGUUUGGACACUAGUUUUAAGUAACUUGCCAUUCUAUCUCUUCCUUGGGUAUCCUGAUAAAUUUUAGUCAUUCUGUUAAUAGUCUGCUCUUGUCUUGCAGCUGGCUGAUUGCAAUCCUGGCUCAGCUGAACCCUCUCUUUGGACCGCAGUUAAAAAGUGAAGUAAUUACAUAUCUAAGGUACCACUGGCCUUAACCAAUGUGCUCUUCUACUGCAGUUUGUGGACUGGGUAAAUAUUGCCACUUUUAAAAUUAUUUAUUACAUUUACAUCCCACUUUUCCUCCAAGGAGUUCAAGUUGGUGGACAUGGUUCACCUCCUCCCAUUUUAUCUUCACAUGUUUACAUACCCAGUGGAAUUGGUACUUCAACUCCCAGCACAAUUUCCAUUCUUUCUCUAUUGCCAUUUUCUCUUUAAUGAAAACUUGGACUCCCGUGGUUUUGGCUCAUGCUGCAAGUUUUUUCUCCAUGCCAUAUUCCGUGUCUGUUGCAGAGCUACAAAAAUGCAAAUUCCAGUUUCUGUUUAUGGGUUUCUAGAAAGACAGCUGUGUUAGUCUCUUGCAGCAAAAGAAGGGAGAGGCUUAUAGCAUUUCAUUAUGGCAUAAAGUUUGGUGGAUUUCUGCAUCUGAUUAAGUGGACUGUGGUCCAUAAGAGCUUAUGCCUCAACAAAUAUGAUGGUCUUUAAGGUGGAGUAGCCAAUGUGGUGCCCUUCAGUUUUUGUUCAAAAAUAAAAGAAUUGUCUGCUUGCAUGGGAGUGAGAAGCAAUUGUUCCUAUGCAAGCAAACAAUGGCGCUGGCUCCCUUUUCUUCCUGCCUAUUGCUUUUCUAUUCCUGGAGUCAAAAAGGGCUUUUGCUUUAAGGGGCACUAAUAAAUUAUCCAGUGUUUAUUCUGUCUACUUAUUUAAUAUUGAACAAAAUAGCUGUGCCCCCAAACUUCCUGUAUGAGGUAUGUGUUGUAUAAGGGGGGGGGGGUAUACCAUUCUCUCUGCUUUAGUUCAGUGGUUGAACAUUGCUGUUGCAAUGUUGGCUAAGGCCUGACAGGGCUGUGGGUUGUUUUAGUAAGUCUUCGUCUCUCAAUGCACCAAGAAGUUUGCCAUGCGAACAAUUACAGCAGGAAGCAACUUCAGGAAUGUGGAUUCUGUAAUGGUGAAACUCAAUAGUUCAAAAGGGUUCUACCUGCUGUUUUAUCUUGCAGCUCUGAUUCACCUUAAUAACUAUAAUUUCCUCUGUUUGAAAAAGCUGAAUAGCAGAGGACAACUGGUGGCUGAUGUUAUGGUUUAAUUGUCUGCAGUUAAGCUUCCUUGAAACAAAGCUCUAGUGUUUUCAGAUCAGGGUUGUAAUGAAUUGGGAUAGUGACAGGCCGCAGUGAGCAUAGGGAGCCUGGUUUCCCUUUUUUUAGCAACUCAUACAAGUUGGCAGUAGUCUUGUAUUUUACAAAGAAAGGCCUCGUGCAACACAGCAGUGAACCUGGCUGUAUUUGCUUGUAAUAGUGCAGUGCAUCCUGCCAAGUAACAACUUGACUUGAAAAUUAAGUUGGUGGUAUAUCAAUAACUAAGGAAUUGGAAUUAACUUGGAGGUGGGGGCAAAAUUUAGCCUUGUUGCUCAAAGGUGAUAUUCUGGCACUAGGUACUUGGUUUCUGCUCUUAUUUUUUUCUGAUACUGCUAAUACCAGUGGACUCUAGCUGACAGUUUGUAUUGACUUAUUACUGCAUUUUGCACAAUUGGUUCAUGUUUUAGUGAGUAGAGUCUGGAAAGUAAGUCUUUCAAGAUCCAAAUGGAUCUUCAACUAUUAGUGUAAUAUUUUCUUUGCAGCAACUGUGAUGCUUAGUAUAAUAACACCUCCCUGCAAGAAUUUAACUAAUAGCUGAAUUAAAAAUGCCACUGAAAGAAACUAAACUGCUUUUUUGCUUUGCAGGAUAUGAAGAGAUUUUCUUUAUGUAAAGCCCUGUUGAUCCAGAUGCCUUCUAACGUACUUUGAAUCCGACCACGUCUGCUCAAUGCCUUACUGUCUGUUCUAUUACAAGAAAUGUUUGCCUAAUCUUGUUGUUUUUUCACCUAUGAAAGUGCCUAAUAGAUACCUAUAUUUCUACUCAGUACAAUGUUGUGCUUGAAUUUCUAGUAUUAUAAAUAAUAUUCCAUCCCUCUUCUCUGCACUGACAGUGGCUAGAUGGAAUUGAGAAUUGCCUCUGAGCAUUUAUUUGCCUUACCAAUUUUUAUACUAGACUGUCUACUGAUCCAGUUUUACAAGCACAGUCUGAAUGCUGUGUCUGAUAACUUUAAGAAAUAUGAUUGUGUCCUCAAAUCUGAAAUAAAAUUAUUUUCUUCUUAAUGUGGUCUUCUG
Molecule: messenger RNA, 14134 nt
Organism: Podarcis lilfordi (Lilford's wall lizard)
Lineage: Eukaryota; Metazoa; Chordata; Lepidosauria; Squamata; Lacertidae
Source: the annotation of a GenBank genome assembly